AUGCCCAAAUAUCUGCUAUUUUUAGUUCAACAACAUUUGAAUUUUAGAAAAGCAGAGCUAGAAUCAUUAGCCGAUUUAUACAACAUCAAUCUAGAUUUCUCCACCUACUCCGAUGACUCCCCAUUUUUUAUUGUAGAUUUACCCAACGAUGAAACAGCUUCUAAAUUAGUGGAGAGAUCUAUAUUAAGUAAAGGCAUAUAUGAGCUAUAUGCCCAAGAUAAGAAUUAUGAACUUUUACAUUCUAGACUAUCCGAAAACAACAAAGUUUUAGAUGAAAUUGAAUCGGCAUAUAAGAGUUCUACCUUUAAAUUUGAUUUCCAAUAUUAUGGUGGCAAAAAAAAAUACACAAAAUCCACUCAGAUUAAAAAAAUUAAUGAAUUCACGUAUUUACCGUUAAAAGGUACAAUUGAUUUACGCUCCCCUCAGGUUACAUUUACCAUUUUAGAAUAUUUCGAGAUGUUAACUCCACAAAAAUCCAAAGAUGAGCCAUCUCAGAUAUUUUUUACUAGACUAGUUAGCCCAAGUUUAAGAACACGGGGUGAUACUAUAUUGGAUAUAUAUGCUUUAAAAAAUCGGCCGUUCAGAGGCACUACUAGUUUCGAAGCUGAAUUAUCUUUAGUCACCUGUAAUAUAUCUCAAGUCAAACCUUUUUGUUUAAUGUAUGAUCCAUUUGUUGGUACCGGUAGCUUUUUGGUCACUGCUGCAGAAUUUGGCGCUCUUUGUUUAGGCAGUGAUAUAGAUGGUAGAAUGAUUAGAGGCAAUACUUUACGAACACCGAGUACAACGACUAAUGAUGUAGCUAAGUACAUAACCAAUGGUAUUAGCCAAAAUUUUGAAUAUUAUGGGAAGUCUCUUCAAUUGCUUGAUGUAAUGACAAUGGAUUUUACACAUAAUGCGUUAAAAAGUGACUUGGUCAUAGACUGUAUAAUUUGUGAUCCACCAUACGGUAUCAGAGAAGGUAUCAAAGUCUUGGGCUCAAAAGUUCCCAAUAAAAUUGAUCCAACAAUAAUAAAAGAUGGUGUUUUGGCAUAUUUGCACAAAGAUUAUAUUCCAACCAAAAAACCUUACAGCUUAGAUUUAUUAUUGGACGAGUUAUUGGACUUUGCUUCACAAAGAUUAAGCAUUGGCGGAAGGUUAUGCUUUUGGAUGCCUACUGCUAAUUCGUGUGAUAUUGAAACCAUUAUUCCGCUACACAAAAAUUUAGAAUUGAAAUAUAAUUGCGUACAAAAUUUCAAUAAAUGGUCUAGAAGGUUACUAUGCUACAUCAAUAGAGGUAAUAACUACAAUGGCCCUUGUAACAUUGGAAAAACAAGAAUAAACGAAAAUUUUAGAGAUCAAUAUUUUAAGGGGUUUAAUUGA
Saccharomycodes ludwigii is the source of this 1359-nucleotide messenger RNA. RefSeq names its product tRNA (guanine-N2-)-methyltransferase (gene TRM11). The record is from RefSeq and is a predicted model, not a curated record. The coding region runs from base 1 to 1359 and encodes 452 amino acids. Gene Ontology annotation, cellular component: cytoplasm. The transcript has a single exon. Gene Ontology annotation, biological process: methylation. Gene Ontology annotation, molecular function: nucleic acid binding. NCBI's taxonomy places the organism in Eukaryota, Fungi, Ascomycota, Saccharomycetes, Saccharomycodales, Saccharomycodaceae.